UAGAACAAUGACUUCGAUAGAAGAUUGUAAUCAUUAUAGAGGUAGAAGAUGGAAAAUGUAAGUUUAUGGAUUCAAAAUGAGGACUUGUGCAGUGAUAGGGAAGAAUUAUGAUAUGAAGACUCUUCAAAGUCAUAGCUAUAAAUGCUAUUCAAUCACAAAUCAGUGUUAGGUAAACAACAGAUAUGAAUCGCUGAGGUAACAAAAAACAAGCAACAGACAUGAACACAUCCAGAGACUUUCUUCCUUUUUGCUAUGUCCAAGACAUGACUGCAUCUUCCCAACUAAGUCUCUCCCCUAUUGCACCAGGUAGGUACGUUUUGAAGUGUGCUAGGAUUUCAAGAGUUAGCGAAGAUAGCCAAAACUUCAUAUCGAAAGCCAAAAACUUGGAGGAGGUAGAGGUUCUGGAUAAUGAUUAUGUCGAUGGAGCUGACAGCACCUGCCAGUAUAUAGAUGAUAAUCUAGACAUUGAUAUGGACUGCGACCAAAACGGUGAAUUGUCAGAUGUUCCUGACAAUGAAUCUGGUAUGACUUAUAAUUAAUAAUGUGUAAAACAGGUAAAUUGUAUUUUCUUGAAACCUGUUUUUACUUCAUAUCAUAUUAAGGAUGAGUUAUAUAUAAACAUUGCUGGCUGUGAGAGUUAUAUGUUGUUCAUGUAUCAAUCAGACAUAAUAAUCAAUUUGUUUUUUCAACAAUCUGAUAUAGUUCAAUAAUGCCACAAUUUAGAGUUUUUUUUGUUUAUUGUUUGUUUUUUCUGUUUAUUAUUUGAUAACAAUAAUGUAGUUGAAUAGAGUUCUCAUUAAUCAUACUGUUAAAAAAAUAAAGGACUGAUUUUUGGUCGACAUUCAAGAAUGCCGUAAUUUAGAGUACUUACUUUUAUACAAUCCAAUAUUUUUGGCUUCUUAUAAUCAAGUAUAGGAUUUCGUGGAGGAUAUUAAGGUGUUGGCGUGGCGUUGGUGUUUGAGUUGUUUGAGUUCGCCGACUUUUUUGUUUUAUGAAUGGCGGUGGAACCCAAAAAGAGUGAAUUUUGCGGUAAAGGGGAAUUUUUUUUGUGACUUCAGGUUGAGGCUAGGGGGUAUGCGACGUCUGCUGUUUCUGUUUUUCGGUGCUGCCAGUUGUAUAUUUCAGCCUCAAUUGUGUUCAGUUGCGGCUUCUGCUGUUUCUAUUUCUGCAAUUUACGGUGCUGUUUCUGUUUUUUGCUUCCUCCAUGCUGUCUGUUUGCUGUCAGCAGGCUUUGAUUCUGUUUUUUUGGGCGGAUUAUAGGGUAACAUCAAGGAAAGGUUUGAAAAUACUCAUAACUGAUGAAAAUGGUGAUUGCAUUGAUAACACAACCAAUGUCGUAUACAAGGAAGUAUUUCAGAAUGUAUAAACUUCGACAUACAAUAUAAGAAUCAAUUAGCUUAUUUUGUAAUUCACUUUAUCUAACAUUUUCAUUAUUUGUAUUUUCAUAUUAUGCUUAAUUUUAUUUGUUACUAUAUAAGACUGGCUUGAAACUA
Molecule: messenger RNA, 1493 nt
Organism: Medicago truncatula (barrel medic)
Lineage: Eukaryota; Viridiplantae; Streptophyta; Magnoliopsida; Fabales; Fabaceae
Exons: 3
Coding region: 219-539 (106 amino acids)
Source: RefSeq, a predicted model, not a curated record